Odontomachus brunneus is the source of this 1843-nucleotide messenger RNA. RefSeq names its product protein yellow-like (gene Y-f). Gene Ontology annotation, cellular component: extracellular region. Lineage: Eukaryota; Metazoa; Arthropoda; Insecta; Hymenoptera; Formicidae. The coding region runs from base 16 to 1434 and encodes 472 amino acids. The transcript is spliced from 6 exons. The record is from RefSeq and is a predicted model, not a curated record.
UGGUGUUUCGCGUGAAUGUUUUAUCCGAUACCGGAUUUGCAUGAUUUUGAUCACAGACACACCGACACAUACUUGGAAGGAUGUAUCGUGUAUAAAAGCCCGCAACACGGUGUGUUAUAUCGUCAUUCAGUUUUGUACCGUCCUGGAACAGGCCAUUCUACCAGUUUAAACAAUAUGUUCUACUUACUCCAGUUACUGGCAUGUCUGACCGUGGCAAGUGGCCACACCUUCGACACCGUUUACUCGUGGAAGCAGGUCGAAUACAAACUCCCAAAUGGCAUCAUCCAAAACGGGUUCAUAGCAUCCGGCGAUUAUAUCCCGGAGAAUAACAUGCCAUUGGGUUUGGCCGUUUGGCACAAAAAAAUGUUUGUCACUGUGCCGCGUUGGAAAAAAGGCGUUUUAGCUACCUUGGCCAGCUUCUCGUUGAACGACAACUCGUCCAGCCCGACCUUGGAACCAUACCCCGAUCUGAAGACUAACGACAUCCAUUCGCCCGAUGGCCUCGUGAGCAUCUUCCGUGUUAGAAUCGAUGCCUGCGAUCGCAUGUGGGGCCUCGAUACAGGAGUGGACGAUAUUCUAGGGGAUGCGAAAGUUGUGCGACCGAUGAGGCUCAUCGUGAUCGACUUGAAAACAAAUAUGAUUAUCCGCAAAUAUACUCUGAAGAACACGGACGUGAAGCCCGAUACUUUCAUCGCUGACCUCGUGGUCGACGUGCCACCUGGACAGUGCGACAAAGCGUACGCGUACAUGAGCGACUUGACCGAAUAUGGGAUAGUGGUGUACAGCUGGGAGAAGAAUGACUCCUGGCGUAUUAAUCAUCACUUCUUCCACUUCGACCCGCUGCAUAGUGAUUACAAUAUCAGCGGCUACAACUUCCAGUGGUCCGACGGUAUCUUUGGACUGUCUCUGUCGCCGAUCCGUUCGGAUGGUUAUAGAACGCUUUACUUUCACGCGAUGUCCGGCAUCACGGAGUUCUCUGUGUCCACGGACGUCCUGCAGGACGACACGCUGAAGAAGUCUGACGAGUACCACAAUUUCCAUGUUGUUGGUAACAAAGGGCCGCUGACUCAAGGGCCGUCCUCCGUCAUCGACCCGGAAACGUGUAUUGACUAUUUCACUCAGGUGAACAGAAACGGCAUUGCAUGCUGGGAUACCAAAACCGAAUUAACUCCGGAAACAUUCAAAUUGGUGGCGCAGAACAACCAGACGUUGGUAUUCCCUCAAGACCUGGCUGUCGACAAUAUGUCUCGAAAGAUAUACGUUCUUUCGAAUAAUUUGCCGAGAUUCAUCCACGACCGCUACAAUUCGUCCGAGCCGAACUUCUUCAUUACCUCGGCCGAUCUCGACAAAUUGGCGUUCAUGUGCGAACGCGAUCCGAUGUCAAUGAAGCCGAGCCAGCAAGACUACAUGAUAUUUCCCGACUCCUCUUACUAACAAGAUAGGAAACGAUGCAACGCACGGAGAAAACUAAAAGAUUUCACUGCCGCAGCUAAUUGUGAUUUGCUGAUGAUGUGUCUGUUACAGUAAUUAAAUAUUCGCUGCUGCAAAAUCAAAAGUUUGUUACUGUUGCUGCUACAUCGGUCUCAUAACUAAAUAUAUAUCUACUGAUAGCUAUGCUUUUAGAUAUCCACAUGUUACAACGAGAUUUAGACUACUACAUUAAGAUUCUUGCAACGAAAUUUCUUCUGUCCGAGCAAAGCAUACAUUAUAGAUUGUGUUUCACAAUUGCAAUAAUGAAGGCAUAUCAACGUUCUCUUCUCUCUCUUUCUCUCUCUUUCUUUCUCUCUUCUAAGUAUUUUAUAUUAUAGCUUGGAAAUAUAACAAUAAAUAUGCUUGCAUUUUC